This is a messenger RNA of Microtus oregoni (creeping vole), 813 nucleotides long. It is a transcript of the gene Czib, whose product is annotated as CXXC motif containing zinc binding protein. The transcript has 8 exons. Bases 155 to 637 code for a protein of 160 amino acids. NCBI's taxonomy places the organism in Eukaryota, Metazoa, Chordata, Mammalia, Rodentia, Cricetidae. The record is from RefSeq and is a predicted model, not a curated record. Gene Ontology annotation, molecular function: zinc ion binding.
GCGCACCCACCGAGAAAAGCUCUCCCCGGCGGAUUACACGGCUGGCCAACGCCCCGAUUCCCGCCCACCCGCACUGAGGCUGCGCGGCGGUGCCAGCCUUUUACGACGGGCCGGAAAGCAGAGGUCACAGCGGCAUAACGUGGGCCAGACAGCAAUGGGGAAAAUCGCGCUGCAGCUCAAAGCCACGCUGGAGAACGUCACCAACCUUCGACCAGUGGGUGAGGACUUCCGGUGGUAUCUGAAGAUGAAAUGUGGCAACUGCGGUGAGAUUUCAGAGAAGUGGCAAUACAUCCGACUGAUGGACAGUGUGGCGUUGAAAGGUGGCCGUGGCAGUGCCUCCAUGGUCCAGAAGUGCAAACUGUGUGCACGGGAAAACUCCAUUGAAAUUUUGAGCAGCACCAUCAAGUCUUACAACGCUGAAGACAAUGAGAAGUUCAAGACAAUAGUAGAGUUUGAGUGUCGUGGCCUUGAACCAAUUGACUUCCAGCCCCAGGCCGGGUUUGCUGCUGAAGGUGUGGAGUCAGGGACAGUCUUCAGUGACAUCAAUCUGCAAGAGAAGGACUGGACAGACUAUGACGAGAAGGCUCAGGAGUCUGUGGGGAUCUUCGAGGUCACCCAUCAGUUUGUGAAAUGCUGAAUUAUGUUCCUACAAACUUGCCCGGAAGAACUGAGAGGAGAAAAGGGCCCUGAGCAGCAAAUCCCACGGAGGCUUCUCAUCGCAAUCUCCUAGCACCUGUACCAGCCCUCACAGUCUGCAUGCUGGGGUUUGUCACGGUUCUGAGUCCCACCAAUAAAGCCCCACUGGUGUGUGAA